Cryptosporidium ubiquitum is the source of this 2256-nucleotide messenger RNA. Its product is annotated as beta adaptin. The record is from RefSeq and is a predicted model, not a curated record. The coding region runs from base 1 to 2256 and encodes 751 amino acids. Gene Ontology annotation, cellular component: membrane coat. Gene Ontology annotation, molecular function: clathrin binding. Lineage: Eukaryota; Apicomplexa; Conoidasida; Eucoccidiorida; Cryptosporidiidae. The transcript has a single exon. Gene Ontology annotation, biological process: intracellular protein transport; vesicle-mediated transport.
AUGAAUGAUAGAAGAUACUUUCAAGGCUCAAAGAGAGGAGAGCUACAUGAAUUAAAAGAAGAACUGCACUCAUCUAGUAAGGAAAAAAAAAAGGAAGCAGUUAAGAAGGUGAUUGCAGCAAUGACAGUAGGAAAAGACGUAUCCUCAUUGUUUCCAGAUGUAUUGAAUUGUAUGCAAACUGGGUGCAUUGAACUGAAGAAAUUAGUAUAUCUCUAUAUAAUAAACUAUGCAAAAGUGCAGCCAGAAUUGGCUAUUUUAGCUGUGAAUACUUUUUUCAAAGAUUCUAUGGAUUCAAAUCCUUUAAUUAGAGCAUUAGCCAUCCGAACUAUGGGAUAUAUUAGACUUGAACAAAUUACAGAGUAUUUAGUUGAACCAUUAAGAAGAUCAUGUAGUGAUCCUGAUCCUUAUGUUAGAAAAACUGCAGCGAUUUGUAUAGCAAAGUUAUACGAUAUUUCACCUACUCUAAUGGAAGAACAGGGAUUCUUUUCUUUAUUAAAAGGUAUGCUUAAGGAUCAAAGUGCAAUGGUAGUAGCUAAUACUGUUGCAAGCUUAUUGGAGAUUUAUGAGACUAGCAUAAACAAAGGUCAUCAGCUUGAGUCUUUACAAUUAAUAAAAGAGGAAAAUCAAGAUAAGACAAUAAAUGACGAUCAAAGGUUCUAUAGAUUAGCUUUUAGUGAGGUAGAGAAACACCAGAUCUUACAAGCCUUAAAUGAAUGUACUGAAUGGGGUCAAAUUUAUAUAUUGAAUGUUGUAGCAGAGUGGAAAGUAGCAUCCGAGAAAGAUAGUGAACAAAUUAUUGAUAGGUUAACUUCUAGACUUUCUCAUGCUAAUCCUGCAGUAGUUCUUUCUACAGUAAGAGCUAUUUUGAAUUUACUUAAAAAUUUUAAAAAUGAUGAACUAAUUACAGGUACUUUACGUAAAUUAAGACCACCAUUAGUUACUUUACUUACAACGUCCCCUCCUGAAAUACAAUAUGUGGUCUUAAGGAAUGUUCAGUUAAUUGUACAAUCAAACCCUGGCUUUUUUGAGUCAGAAAUGAAGCUCUUUUACUGUAAAUAUAAUGAUCCUGUUUACAUAAAGAUUGAGAAGCUUAAUUUACUAUAUAGAAUGGUAUCGGUAGAUACCGCUAAUAAUCUAUUAAAGGAAUUAAAAGAAUAUAGUACUGAUACAAAUAUUGAAUUCUCAAGAAAUUCUAUUAAGAUUAUUGCAUUAAUAUCUAUAAAAUUCAAAGAAACUGCUUCUAAAUGUUUUCAGAUUCUUACAGAGCUUAUAACAACCUCUCACCAGGACCAUAUAAUUCAAGAGGGAAUUAUAUCCUUAAGGGAUAUUUUGAGAUCUUACCCACAGUUAUCCCCGAAUGUUAUUCCUCUAUUAAUGGAAGUAUCCGAAUGUAUUGUUGAGCCUGAAUCGAGAUCUGCCUUUGUUUGGAUUAUAGGAGAAGUUUAUGAAUUCGUUCAAGGGUCAAAACCAAGCACAAAGAACGAAACUUUGAGUGAUUUUCUCCAAUACUUUGUAGAUGUUUUUAUUGAAGAAUCAGUUUCUGUUCAACUCCAAAUACUUACAACCAUAGUAAAAUGUUUCCUUAAGGCUCCAAUUCAUAAUCAACAAUUAGUUACUGAUAUUUUUAGGCUUGCAACUACUAAUGCUGAAAAUCCUGAUGUUAGAGAUAGAGCCUUAAUAUACUGGAGACUUCUUUCUACAAAUCCUGAGGAGACUAGAAAAGUUGUUCUUUCACAAAAGACAGUAAUAUCUUCAAAAAACUUUGAUAUUGAACCAAAGCUUCUUGAAAAGUUAAUAGGAGAACUUGGAAUGAUUUCAUCUGUAUACCAAAAACCUUCAGAAUAUUUUGUUAAUAUAAACAAUAAUAAUACAAUUCAACAUCAUUCUCAGGCUUUAUCUGAAUCUCAUAAUCACUCAGUUUUAAUUUCAUCUUCAGAAUCGAAUAUUGAUGCUCUUCCUUAUAACAUUGAUUCCAACUUUUCUGUUAGUUGUUCAAAUACUAACGAGCUUAUAAAUAUUGAUGAUAUCAUUUCUUACUCUACUCCGAUUUCAAACAUUAACAGCAACAAUAUUAUAUCAAAUUCCAAUGAUAUGAGCUCAAACAAGUUCCAAAGCUCAGAGCUUUUGGAUUUUGGACUUCCUGUCUCUAAUGUUAGUGUAUUAAAAGAUAAUAAAGGAGAUACUAGUCAUACUGGAAGUAUAAACUUACAGUCAAACAAUAAUAGUGUCACAUCUAUGGAUUUGUUGUCUCUUUAA